Molecule: messenger RNA, 793 nt
Organism: Zootermopsis nevadensis
Lineage: Eukaryota; Metazoa; Arthropoda; Insecta; Blattodea; Termopsidae
Gene: Rpe
Product: ribulose-phosphate 3-epimerase
Biological process (GO): pentose-phosphate shunt; carbohydrate metabolic process
Molecular function (GO): D-ribulose-phosphate 3-epimerase activity
Source: RefSeq, a predicted model, not a curated record
AUGGCGAAAACCGGCGUGAUAUGUAAAAUUGGACCUUCUGUUUUAAAUACCGAUCUUGCGGAACUUCACAAUGAAUCGCAGAGGCUCUUAGAUAGCGGAGCAGAUUACUUACAUUUAGAUGUUAUGGACGGACAUUUUGUUCCAAAUAUCACAUUUGGGCAUCCUGUUGUGAAAUGUUUAAGGAAGAAAAUCUCUGAUGCUUUCUUCGAGACACAUAUGAUGGUAACUAAACCAGAACAGUGGAUUGAGCCAAUGGCUGAUGCUGGUGUAGACCAAUACACUUUUCAUGUGGAGCCUUGCAGUGAUGUUUUGUUUGUCUGCAGAAAAGUAAGAGAAGCGGGAAUGAAAGUUGGCCUAGCUCUUAAGCCUGGAACAGGUGUAGAAGCAGUUCAACAGUAUAUAGAUCAAGCUGACAUGAUUUUGGUUAUGACAGUAGAACCUGGUUUUGGUGGACAAAAAUUUAUGAAGGACAUGAUGGGGAAAGUUCAGUGGUUACGACAGAAUUAUCCUGACUUAGAUAUUGAAGUUGAUGGUGGUGUAGGACUAACCACCAUUCAAGACUGUGCUGAGGCUGGUGCAAAUAUGAUUGUCUCAGGUACAGCUGUGGUAGGAGCAGAGGAUCCAGGAAAAGUAAUAGCAACAAUGAGAGACAUAGUGGAAGGAUCAAUUCAAAAAUGUCAGCUUGAGAGGUGAAAUGUAUGGAUCAAGAUUUCUGUAAAAAUAUUACCGAGUCUGAGUGAGAACUUAAAAUAUUGUGUAUAGCUGAAGAUAAAAUAAAUAUUUUUGUACAGAA